Molecule: messenger RNA, 3977 nt
Organism: Phialemonium atrogriseum
Lineage: Eukaryota; Fungi; Ascomycota; Sordariomycetes; Cephalothecales; Cephalothecaceae
Exons: 1
Coding region: 304-3579 (1091 amino acids)
Biological process (GO): regulation of transcription by RNA polymerase II
Cellular component (GO): nucleus; SWI/SNF complex
Molecular function (GO): transcription cis-regulatory region binding
Source: RefSeq, a predicted model, not a curated record
CAGCACAGUCCACCACACAGUCCACAUCCCACAGUCCCAAGUCCCCAAGUCCCCAGUUUCCCACCGCAUACCACACACAGCCCAGCCAGAACUGGCUUUGCCCCAUAACCUACACACCCGCGACGCGACUUCUCCAUCGCGAUAAGCCUCUGCCGUGUCACUUCCCAUCUCCUGUAUAUUGAUUCCCAUCUCUUCAGAUGUUUGUGCAGACUUUUUUCACUAUCGCUGUCACUUGUCGCUGACGCUGUCUCCAGGAAGUAGCCAGAUGGGUUCGACCAUUGCCGCCCUCCCUCCCCGACAGUCAUGAGCUCCUGGACCAACGAGGCCGCUGUCGCAAACCACAAUGGCAACAACGGCUUCACACACCUCACCGACCCCACAACCAUCCCCAUCCCCGGAGCCAUGAUGGAUCCAUCCGGCUUCAUGGCCAAUCAGGGCCAAUUCAAUCCUCAGUAUGCCAAUCCCCAGCAGAUGGCCGCCAUGCAGAACGGCCAGCUUCGCAAUGCCUCGCCGUCUUUCCCCAACAACCCCAUGUACCAGACCAACUCGGUCGUCCCGACAAAACGUCCCCGCCCACGAGAGGACAGCAUGGGCCAGUCUCCGCGACAGGUCCCCGGCAUGCUCCCGACCUCGCGCGCUGAGACUCCGCAACAGUCUUCCUUCCCCGGCUUCCAGCAACCUCCGAUGCCUCAACAGGCCGGCCAGCCAUCGCAAUAUCCGCACCUGCAACCUAAUGGGUCUGCAAAUGCCACACCGUCGCCCAUCAUGGGUAGCCAGAUGCGCCCCGGCAGUGUCCCUCAGCGGGUCUCGACAACCUCUCCCCACCCCUUCUCUCCCGCUGCGCAGCAGUUCCCCCAGGCAUCGCCCAUCCCUUCCGACCAUGGCGGCACACCCCAACCGAACCCAUACAUGCCGCAGAACAAUUUUGCCCAGGGUUUCAAUCAGCAGUUCGCCCCAAACCAAUCCCAAUCCCGGCCCUCCCCAACGCCCAACGUUGCUGCCGGGCAGAUGAUGCCGCAACAGGUGGGCCAGUUCCCCCCACACAUGGCAGCACAGAUGGCAGGGCAACUUCCCCACCAGAUGUACUCUCAGCAGAUGCCGCAACCGCGAAAUGCUUUGGAGCAGCAGAAGUUGCUAUACCAGAUACAGCUCCAGCAACACCUGCAGCGGAGCAACGGGCAGAUGAUGAUCCCCCCCGAGGCUCGGGCUCAACAAGCUCAACUUUUAGCUCAGUCUCAGGCCAAGGCCCAAGCCCUAGCCGAGCUCUCUCACGACCAGGAGGCUCAAAAUCAGCUCCGGAUGAACCUCAUGAUGGCUGCCAGGCACGAAAGGGCCAAUGGACAGGUGCCGGCGAAUGCGAAUGCGACUGCGAAUCCUAUGGGCCCGCACCGGGGUGUCCCUCAGCAACAAGGCCAAGCCCGGGGACAGAGCCGCGAACAAUUUAUGAAGAAUCUGACCCAGUUCAUGAACUCGAAGCAACUGCCUCUCGACCCCAACCCCAAUGUUGACGGCGUAUCGGUUAACCUGAUGAACCUCUUCAUGGUCGUGUCUGGACUCGGCGGCUAUCACGGUACCUCGAAUGCGAACCAAUGGCCCCAAGUAUCUCAUACCCUUGGAUUCCAUCCGCAACGGGUCCCAACCGGACCGCUGCAGUUGAAGGCCAUGUACGAGCGCAACCUCUUGGAGUUUGAGAUGGCUAUAGGUCAGCAGAACAGACAAAGGGCGCAGCAGCAGGGCAUGGCCAGAAUGGCCCGCAUGCAGCAGGUUGCUUCCGUGGCCAACGGCGGCGCCUCUUCUCCCAUGAUGAUGCAGCCGGGCCAGAUGAUGCAGCCGGGACAGCAGCCGCACCUCCAGCAGGCCCAGGCGCAGACUCCAACCAAGCCAUCCGUCCCCCGGUCACCCGCCGUCAACGGGUUCCCCGAGACUCAGCAGCACCAACUCCAGCAGCAAGGCGCCAUCGCCCCGGGCCACUCACGCAACAGCCUGUCGAGGAGCGUCCAAGCUACCCCAACGGGGGAGGAAUUUGCCGCUGCGUCUCCCGUUCAAGGCAAGACUGGCAGCGCGUCGUUGGCCGGAGCAACACACCCCGACGGCGCUGCUGAGACGGCCACGUUACGAUUCCCGGCGCCUUUCAAUUCCGAACCCGGAGAGUACUUCCCUUGUUCGCGCGAGAUCGUGACACAUGGUGGUGUCGACAUUCAGACGCUCAGCAAGCUGGGCGCCGAGUUGGAGAAGGUCAAGCCAGACGUUCCACACCCUGCCGAGAUGGGAAGAAUGGAUAUACACGCGCUUACCAAGAGCAUCCAAAGCGGAAUACAUGGGGAGGUCAGACUUGCCCUCGACUUCUUGACCCGGCUGAGCAUGGCCGGGCAACCGAAUAAUUGGCUGGAUCUCCGGCACUGUGAUGACCUGGUUGAGACCCUGAUAGAGUGCGCCGAGGACCAGGUCGAAAUACUCGUGGAAGACAAUCCCGAAGUCUCGGACGAAAUCCUGAUCAACUCGUAUGAGGAGGUUGUGCGUUCGUGCCGACUGGAGAAGAUGGCGGUUCGCAACGUUCCCGUCUUUGGCUCCGAGGACUACAACCUCGACCGAGCUGUCGACCGGUUGAUAUGCAUUACCACCAUCAUCCGCAACCAGACCUUCAACCCGGACAACCAGAAGUUGCUGGCCGACGAAACAGUCAUCAACUUCCUCUGCGUCGUAAUUAGAUAUCUCGGCACACGCAACAUGCUUCUGCGGACUCAUGAGAAUACCCUAGACUUCAUGAAGGAUGUGAUCAUCAUCCUGUCGAACGUGGCUACCGAGAUAGAGAUUCCUGAGAAGGAGCAGGCGUUAUGUCUCCUCCAGUUCUUGUUGGCAUUUGCCCCGUCUCCGGGGCCGUCGAUAUCCAACGACAGGCUUUUCUUCACUCCCUACGACCCGGCCCUGCAUCCCUACCUCCCCCCUGCGGUCGACUCCCUCGCGAAGCUGCUCGCUCGCGACGAACCGAACCGGACACACUAUAAAGCAAUCCUGACCACCGACGCGUCAGCGACUUCGACCAUACCGCACGAAUUGCUCACGCGGACAUUUGCUCUGGCCACAUCCGUCAUCCCAGACCACAGUCGCGACAAGCGUUCCGACAAUCUGCCCACACUGGUCGAGGCUCGCAAGGCUAUCCUCAUGCAGGGACUCUUGUCCGCCGAUAUCCUGGCUUCCCUCGCGCCCGGUUACGAAAGCGGCGUCACCCGCGCGUGGCUCACGUCGGGCAAUGGCUUCCCGCCCAACCUGUUCUGGCACAUCCGCAACCUCAGCAUGCACUUCGACACGCAGCGGCCGCGGGUUAGGGCCAUGGCAGGCCAGCAGCAGCCCAAAAAGGAUACCGAGCUCGUCUACAUUGUCGGUCUUGCCGUGAGCAUGCUCAAGAAGCUGUGCGAGAAGGCGCGCGACCCCAACGACCCGGCUGGCGAGAACAGCAUCCCGCCUAACGUCCUACCAAGCAGGGAGAGUGUCUUUGGCGCCCUGCAGAUGACGGCCCCUGAGUGGACGGAGCAGGGCAUGCUUGGUGAUUUGGUGGCUUAUGCUGCCCUCGAGAAUUGAGCUCGCUCCUGAUGGCGCUCUUGUUUAUCUGACUGUCGACUGACCGGGGCUUCUUCUCCCCCGGUGCUUAAUAUUGGAAGUUAGAUACAUAUGACGGGGCUUGAAUUUUAUGGCCCUAUGGAUCCGCAUUGGAAAAUGCGAGGCGCAGGGAAGGCGGGCGAUAACGAUAUGUUCUUGCCCGACCUGAGCAAAAUGGAUAUGGACUGGACUGGAAUGAAAUGGAAUGGAAUGGCGCGAGGUUGUUGGUCACGUUUACCGGCUACAUAGCAUGCAACCGUACAGGCGCUGGGGGAAGGUCUUAGCUUUGCCUGCGAUUCAUUGUCAUUAUUACUGUUUCUACAACGCGGUAUUACAAACUUUUGAGGCGUCCCAAGAUCUUUCCAUAUGAGACAUUGCCC